This is a messenger RNA of Physella acuta, 1194 nucleotides long. Its product is annotated as alpha-(1,3)-fucosyltransferase C-like. NCBI's taxonomy places the organism in Eukaryota, Metazoa, Mollusca, Gastropoda, Physidae. Gene Ontology annotation, cellular component: membrane. Gene Ontology annotation, molecular function: fucosyltransferase activity. The record is from RefSeq and is a predicted model, not a curated record.
AUGUUGUUGUCAGAAAUUGGCAUCGUCUGCUCCUGCGUGGGUUCCGCAGUGCUGUUGGUCCUCACGUUUCUGUACGGCGACAACGCGGACAGGCCCGCAGAGUUUGAGUACCACGUGGAGAGCGCCAUGUUGCCGAUAGCACAACAGAGGGCGCUGCCCACGCUGCCUGCCCGCCACCAAAAACUGAUCGUCCUGCAGUGGUUCCCCUUUGGCUACAGCCUACUACAGGGAACAUCGUUCUUCGGUUCCUGCGGCACGGCCAGGUGCGAGCUCAGCACCAACGGUUCCCGGGUGUCGGAGGCCGACGCCGUGGUCUUCCACGCCAACGGUUCGCGCCGUCUGACCGAGGACCAGACGACCCACCAGAAACCCCGCGGCCAGCUCUGGGUUUUCUACGCCGACGCCAGUCCCGCUUACUGCGACGGUCAUCUGUUUGCUCGCCGAUCGUGGCUGGAUAAAUUUGACCUGACGUUGACCUACAGACGCGACUCUGACCUAUUUCAUGGUUUUGUGCAUGCGGCAAAGAAAAACACGAACGCCACGGAGAUUCAAACGGAUAUUUUUAGAAACGAGAUGAGACAACUCUACGGAAAGAAAACCAAAAUGGUCGCCUGGUUUGCAAACCGGUGCGUUUCUCAAAGCAAAAGAGAAAUUUACGUCAGGAAAUUGCAGAAACACAUUCCUGUGGAUAUUUACGGGCGGUGUGGGAUCAAAUGUGAUUAUGGCUCCAAAUGUUAUCAAAAUCUGUCCAAAGACUACAUGUUUUACUUGGCUUUUGAAAAUUCUCUGUGCCAGGACUACGUCACAGAGAAAGUUAUCACGGCCUUUCGUAUGGGGGGUGUCAUACCAGUGGUUCGUUCAGGCGCGGACCGGUUUCUUCUCCCGCCAAAUUCAGUCAUUGAUGCGCGGGAUUUCUCGUCUGCUAAACAGCUGUCAGAGUAUCUGAAGUUUGUGGCGGGAAAUGAGACGGAGUACCUCAAGUAUUUUGAGUGGCGUCUACACUGGGAGGUGAGUCAGCCGACGCUGCCUCUGUGUGAGCUGUGCCAGAGACUCCACUCCCAGCAGAGGGCAGCGGCGUACCACGACGUUUACCGCUGGUGGGUGCAGGACAUGUGCAGGGAGCCCACGGACAUUUACCAGAGUUGACGCCUCUGUCUUCUUCACCUUGACACACCUUGUUCUUUGUACUUGUCC